This is a messenger RNA of Manis javanica (Malayan pangolin), 3464 nucleotides long. RefSeq names its product zDHHC palmitoyltransferase 7 (gene ZDHHC7). Lineage: Eukaryota; Metazoa; Chordata; Mammalia; Pholidota; Manidae. The record is from RefSeq and is a predicted model, not a curated record. Gene Ontology annotation, molecular function: palmitoyltransferase activity.
GCCUCGGCCAGCGCCCCGGGCGGCGGACCCCUACCCACGGGGCACGCUCGGGGCCGCCCGGGGGGCAGCUUUACGGAAGGUGUUGCUCGAAAUGAGGGUGUCUUGCCGACUGGGAAGGGCUGGAUGGGACGGGCCGCUCUGCGGGCGAAGGAGUGGGUUACCGCGCCGCGGGGGCUGGCGGGGGUCUGGGUGUCGUCCCUGCGUGGUGCCCACACCUGUCAACAGCGACGCCGUCUCCCGCCCGCCUGCUCCUGAGUGAAAUAGAGAAUCUGACUCCAGAGUGGGGGCUCUUGAAACCUUGGAUUUUUCAAAGACAUUACCCAGGCUACACUGCAGAGCUGUGGCGCGCCUUCUGUGGCGUCCUAGUUCUGCCACUUGGGGAGAAAAGACCAUAUGGAUUGACGACCAAGGGUAUUUCUUGUGCCCCACGUGAGGAACUGAUAGUCCCUAUCAAGACGACCUGCUGAACUUGGUCUGUUUGACCAGCUCGGUUUGGCCAUCGCUGACGAGAAGCUGGAUCUCUGGGGGUUCCAAGCUUGGUGUGAAUUCAGGAAGGAAAAGAGUAUAAGAUCCUGUCACACAGGACAGUAUGCACAUUAAGAUCCUGAAGAAAAGGCGCAAAAUGUCCAAGUAAUGUUUGGAAGUAAUCUGUGAGGGUGCGUCAGGGAAAUCAUGCCGUCAUCAGGACACCGGCUCCGAGACGUCGAACAUCAUCCUCUCCUGACUGAAAAUGACAGUUAUGACUCUUCGUCCUCCUCCUCGUCUGAGGCUGGCGUGGCAGACGGGGUCUGGUUCAUUCGCGACGGCUGUGGGAUGGUCUGCGCCGUCAUGACCUGGCUUCUCGUUGUCUAUGCGGACUUCGUGGUGACAUUUGUCAUGCUGCUGCCUUCCAAAGACUUCUGGUACGCCGUGGCCAACGGCGUUGUCUUCAACUGCUUAGCGGUGCUGGCCCUGUCGUCCCACCUGAGAACCAUGCUCACCGACCCUGGGGCAGUACCGAAAGGAAACGCCACUAAAGAGUACAUGGAGAGCUUGCAGCUGAAGCCGGGAGAGGUGGUCUACAAGUGCCCCAAGUGCUGCUGCAUCAAGCCGGAGCGCGCCCACCACUGCAGUAUUUGCAAGAGAUGCAUUCGGAAAAUGGACCAUCACUGCCCGUGGGUGAACAACUGUGUGGGAGAGAAGAACCAGAGGUUUUUUGUGCUCUUCACUAUGUACAUAGCCCUGUCUUCAGUCCACGCCCUGAUUCUCUGCGGACUCCAGUUCGUUUCCUGUGUCCGAGGGCAGUGGACCGAAUGCAGUGACUUUUCACCUCCAAUAACUGUCAUCUUGUUGAUCUUCCUGUGCCUUGAGGGUCUUCUGUUUUUCACUUUCACUGCAGUUAUGUUUGGCACCCAAAUCCACUCAAUAUGCAAUGACGAAACGGAGAUUGAGAGAUUGAAAAGUGAGAAACCAACAUGGGAGCGGAGGCUGCGGUGGGAAGGGAUGAAGUCUGUCUUCGGGGGGCCCCCCUCGCUCCUCUGGAUGAACCCCUUUGUCGGCUUCCGAUUUAGGCGGCUGCAAACAAGACCCAGGAAAGGAGGCCCGGAACUCUCUGUCUGAGGCCUCCCGUCAUGCUGGAACCUAUCAACAGACUUGAAUUAUUUAUCUGGGGUCUGAAAGGGCACCACCAGCUCAUCUGUGACCAGUAGGGCAAAUGGAACCUACACAGAGCAGCCGUGGCAGCAGGCACGGUUUGUAGUCACAGUUGCAGAUCCUCCACGUUGGCAGCUGGACGAUGCUCUGCCCAGUUUUCAUCUGUACAACUAACAAGAGGUAUGUGGCCACAUGAAGAAGCCAAAUGUCACUAUCUUCCUGCACAGUUAGGAGCUUGUUAGGAAUACUUUGCAUUUUCUAAGAAGUUGUGUGGGAGUCACACGGGCUAUUGAACUCCUGUGUGCUGAGCAGCUUUUCAGUCAUGAAGAAAAAAGCUAAGCCAGGGAGCAGGAAUUCCUGGACUGGUGGUUUCUGGGCGUCUGUUGACCCUGGUUCUUAGUGUCUCCUGAUGAGGGAGGGGCGUUUGCAUACGCAUGACUCCACUCUGGGCGGCUCUGACACGUUGCAUGAAUUUGCAGGGGACCUAUGCACCGGGCAGAAGGCAGUCAGUGUUGGGGGAACCCUCAGCACACGGGGGCUUCAUCCACCCUCACGGCAAGUCUGUGCAUGCGUGCAUGUGUGUGUGCACAGUGUUAGAAUCGGCAGUGUGUCUAGGCGCUGUAAUGUGCGAUGGCCGUGUGCAGCCAACUAGCUGUUUCCAGAAGCCAACAUUUCAGGGACAAGGGGGGCUGCGGCGGCCUCCAUGUGGGGCGACCAUGAAUGAAUGAAUGUAUUGCAUGUGGGAGAGGGUCUUCGUCCAAAGAACAGUCACUCCCCUGUGGUCCUCCGAUGCCUCCUGUUUUGAGUUUAUUUUUAAAAUCAGGAGUGCAUGAGGUCCUUGGAAGUGACUUCUUGUUCCAGCCAAAUUAGCAGCGUGUAAACAGCACCUCAGUAAGAGAGGGGCAAAGUCUGGUGGUGGCCUGACGCUCUGUGCAGCCUGGCGGGUGGGUGUGCCAGGAAGGGCUGGCACAGCAGCAGUGUAAUGCCAGGCGCGAUAGGUGUUGGCCUGUGGUGGUACUGAGGUGAGGACCCCCAGGCAGCGAGCCCCGGGCUCCAUGCCUCACUCGGCAGAGAAUAUUCAGGGUGGCAAUGGCUUGAUUUUUGUUGUUCUUAUCAUUUAUGUUUGUUUCUCUACCAUGUCACAAAUGAGAAAUAGGGCCCUUGGUACAGAGCUUAAAAUUAUGCCAGAACACAAACAGCUCCCUCCUCGGGGACUCGCCUUAACUUGCCUGGGCUGCACACGCUUUGUGGGACUCACGAGGAAGCAGUCUGCGACGGUCUGGGGGUCCCCUUUACGCCUGCCUCCCAAGCCGAGCAGAGCCGGCGUUGCCCUCCUGGUCUUCACGCCUUUCCGUUCAUCUGUGAGCCAUUUUGUUUCUGUGUUUAAUUAAUCUGCGCCCUGUCCUAAUCAGGGCUUCUGCUGCUGCUGAUCAGAGCCACAAAGGGACCUGCUGGGACACACUCAGAGCCACGUGGACAAAGCCACAGGAUGCUUUUGAGACGGACUGAGUCCCUGCAGAAAUGCGUGCGCUGUCCGGCAAUGGGAUGUGUCACAGCCAGAGGGAAGAGGAGUGGGGGACCAGGGGGCGGGGAAUUUCCAGAGAUUGUUUUGCAUAUUCAUUUGCACAUCUUGUCUGGGUUGGACAUGUGUAUUGGGCUUCCAUAUGAGGCUUUUAAUAUGUAUAUCCUGUUUAUCAAUUUAGAAAAUUACCGAAGUGGUUGAACCCUGUGAGACUUGGCGAGUGUGUGCGAAACCACCUCUUGACUUCAACCUCUUCUCUCAAUGUAAUUUUUAUAUGAAAUAAAGUCGCCAGUUGACAGUUCUCAAUUUA